CUUUGUACGUAUUAUUCAUUCUCAUUUCAGGUCAUAAGUAGUCACUUGCCUCUAAGUAUCAAAUUCUUUCGCAGGACAUUGACUUGGACUAUACAUAGCCAUCGUUGGAUUCCUUUAAAUUUUGUAACUGUACUUUGUUCCUGGAUAAUUUUUCCCCUCAGUUGUGCCCUCCUUGAUCUAGUACUGCAUCAAUCAAUUGUGUCCUCCGGAUCGUCAUCAAGCUCUGUUUUGUUCAUCUUUGACCACGUCUCUAUCUAUUCCUUUGAAUGACCUUCCUGUGCAGGUCGUCGAGUUUUAUCUAUUCUAUUCCAUGACCUUGCUGUGACCAUCGUCAAUCUUUUCACACAGCUAGUAUUCCGAUGCAGCUGCGAUUAGGUAAACCAAAACAUUUGUAUUCAUAGUACAAAUAUGCCUCACCGUGCCGAAUGCUUUCUCCCACAAAAUUUGACACCCACUGCACUUGUCUCCUCCAUCUGCAUUGCUAUAUAUACUAGCAAUGUACUUGUGCGUGGUUGAUGGUUCAAGGCAAACGUACACACCAUUUAAUUUCCACAGAUCACAUACUGUUCUUGCGAUGCAAUCCAUGGCUACAUGUCGAGCUCCAGGAGCGCAGGAACUUCCAUGUUGCUUCCUGACGGAAGUCCUCAUGGUCAUGUUUCUUCUUCCUUCCAUGCUCGGUGAGGCAACAGUAGUGGCACCGACAGCAGGGCAGGGGAGAGCUCCCCUUACUGCUCAGGCAGCAGCGCUGCUCCAGUGGAAGUCCUCCCUGACAAGCGGCAGUGCCUCCGCCUUGAACACCUGGAGGUUCAGCGUCCAUCCCUGCAACUGGACCGGCAUCACCUGCCGCGCAAGCCACCAAGGUCCUGUGAUCAGCCAGGUCUCCCUCCAAACCGCGGGCCUCGCCGGCCGGCUCGAUGCGCUUGACUUUCAGUCUCUGCCAUUCCUGACCAAAGUUGACAUCAGCAACAACAUCCAGCUAUCAGGAUCAGUGCCGCCUUCAAUUGGCUCCCUUGUGGAGCUUUCCUCGCUCAACUUUUCAGGCAACCAGCUCACCGGAAGCAUUCCGACGACAGUCAGUAAACUCGGAAGCCUCGCUAUGCUUGACCUCUCCAUGAACGGCCUCACAGGUACCAUCCCUCCAUCCAUUGGUAGGCUCCAGUCCCUGCAGAAACUCCACUUGUACAACAACAACCUGACAGGAACCAUCCCUCCUUCCAUCACCAACCUCACCAUGCUAGGAGAUGCACGGCUGUUCACUAACCAGCUCUCUGGUCCAAUUCCCACAGAAUUGGGAAAACUUGUGAAUUUGGCACACCUAGAGCUUGGUGGUAACCUCCUGACCGGCCCUAUUCCUGGUAGCAUCGGUAACCUUGAUAAGCUGCAAUACUUAGAAAUGUUCGAUAACUUUCUUACCGGUCCAAUUCCCAAUGAGAUCGGAAACCUUAGAAAUCUUGUCACUCUCAUUAUGUCCAAAAACAAUUUCACUGGCAACAUUCCGUCAGCCAUCACAAACUUGACCAGAUUGCGGUAUCUAGCAGCCAGCAAGAACAGUCUGAGUGGCCACCUUCCUGAGCAUAUAGGACAUCUCACUGAUAUUCAGGAAAUAUACCUUUACAAGAAUCAACUCACCGGGAGCAUUCCUCUGAGCCUUGGCAAUUUGACAGAGCUCUCAUAUUUGUACCUUUACGAGAACAAAUUAUCAGGAUCCGUUCCAUAUGUGCUAGGGAGUCUUGCUAAUCUUGUGGAGCUUAGCCUCUCUUCCAAUGUAUUGGAUGGUCAGCUGCCAUCAAGUAUAGGAAACAUGAGCUCCAUCACCUCCCUUUUCCUCCAAAACAAUAGUUUUUCCAGCACAAUUCCAACAGAUCUAGGAAAUCUGCAGAAUUUGGAGACUCUCUACCUCUACUACAACCGAUUAUCUGGGUCGGUCCCUGAAAGCUUCGGAAAUUUGAAGAACAUAAAAGAUUUGCGUCUGAUCAGAAAUAGACUUACUGGACAGUUGCCUCAAACACUUUCAAACCUUACCAAUUUAGUUGACAUUGAGUUGACGUGGAACAGCUUCACUGGACGCAUGCCGGAGUUAUGCCAAGGCAGCAAGCUCCAGUGGUUCUCAGCAUCAAACAACUACUUCAAUGGUUCCUUCCCUAGGAGUUUCAAGAAUUGCAGCUCCUUGAUAAUCCUUGAUAUCAUGUACAAUCAGAUGGAUGGAGAUAUAACUCAAGAACUUAGUGGGGUGUACCCGCAUCUGGAAUUCAUAGGAUUAACCUCAAACAAGCUACGAGGUCAGCUUCCAACAAGCUGGGGUUCCUCCAAUAACCUGACAGAAAUUUUUUUAGCAGAGAACAUGAUUACUGGUCAUAUACCUCAUGAUCUCACAAAGCUGAAAAAUCUCAGAAAGCUUGACCUCUAUUCAAAUAGUUUGACAGGGGAAAUACCUUCUGAAAUUGUAGAGUUAACCAACCUCUACAUGAUGGAUUUAAGCCGAAAUAAAUUGUCUGGAAAUAUCCCUAACCAGAUUGGCCAAAUGGUUGCUCUUGAGGUCCUUGAUUUGUCAAGCAAUCAACUAAAUGGAACAGUGCCAAAAGAAAUUGGACAAUGUUUGGGGCUACAAUCGGUAAAAUUGAAUAACAAUAGCUUAAGUGGAAGUCUUCCUGGCUCAAUAGGCAACCUGAUUCACCUACAGACAGCACUGGAUGUUAGCCAUAACAAUCUAAGCGGUGCCAUACCAUCUGAAAUAGGGAAGCUAGAUAUGUUGGAAAGCAUAAAUCUAUCUCACAACCAAUUCAGUGGAGGUAUACCCAACUCUGUUGCAGGUAUGCGGAGCUUGUCCAUAUUUGAUGUUUCCUUCAACAAUCUAGAAGGCUCAGUUCCACAAGGUAUCCACAAUGUCUCACUGGUAUGGUUUCUUCACAACAGAGGACUUUGUGGCGAGCUGGUUGGCCUUCAAUCAUGUCAUUCAAACCCUGCAAAUCACAAAAAAAAAGGUCAAAAACUGUUGCUGGAAGUUGGUAUUCCUAUCUUGGCAGCUAUCAUUUGUAUAACUGCAGGUGUCAGUAUGGCUUUGAAUUGGAGGAAGAAAUCCUCUCAAGAGAGUGGCACUGUAGCAAGAACAGCUGUAUUCUCCGUAUGGAACUUCAACGGAAUAAUGGCAUUCGAGGACAUUAUCAAUGCAACAGACAAUUUCGAUGAGAAACAUCGCAUUGGAGAGGGAGGAUAUGGCCAAGUGUACAAGGCUAGUCUCCCAGAUGGUCAGGUGGUUGCUGUCAAGAAGCUCCAUCCCAUGGAUGAAGAGCCACAAAAAGAAGAAAAAGGUUUUCAUCGUGAGAUUGAAUUACUAGCACAGAUCCGCCAGCGCAGCAUCGUCAAGCUGUAUGGGUACUGCUCGCAUCGGCAGUACAAGUUCCUAGUGUACCAAUACAUAGAGAAGGGAAGCCUAGCAUCCAUCCUAAGUGACAUGGAACAAGCCGUCCAGUUUGAUUGGCAGAAAAGGGCAACUCUCAUAAAGGACGUCGCUCAAGCUAUAUGCUACCUGCAUCAUGAUUGCUGUCCUCCAGUAAUCCACAGAGAUGUAACAAGUAGCAACAUCUUAUUAGAUGCUGAAUUCAAGGCUUUCGUCUCAGACUUUGGCACGGCGAGGCUUCUAAAACCUGAUUCAUCAAAUUGGAGUGCAUUGGCAGGGACAUACGGCUACAUGGCUCCUGAACUUUCCUACACACCCUUGGUCACCGAGAAAUGUGAUGUCUACAGCUUUGGCGUUAUAGCUUUAGAAGUGCUGAUGGGAAAACAUCCCGGAGAAUUUCUGAAUAGCCCUAAUUUUCUCAGGGAGGAGGGCACGGUCCUCAGAGAGCACCUUGACCACCGCCCACCCGCACCCAAAACUGAUGAACAGGAAGAAAUCACAAGGUUGAUUUCAGUAGCGUCUCAGUGCCUCCAGAACUCUCCGCAAGAGAGGCCAAACAUGCAGCAGGUCCACCGAGCACUUACUGUAUGAAUAUAAUUCUGAUUUUGGCAAACCUUUGAAGCAAUGUGGCACUACGCUAGUAUUGGAGAUGGCAAAACAAAAUACAGUACAGUAUUGUGAUUGUGCUUGAA
This is a messenger RNA of Panicum virgatum (switchgrass), 4089 nucleotides long. RefSeq names its product probable leucine-rich repeat receptor-like protein kinase At1g35710. Gene Ontology annotation, cellular component: plasma membrane. Gene Ontology annotation, biological process: protein phosphorylation. The record is from RefSeq and is a predicted model, not a curated record. Bases 497 to 3988 code for a protein of 1163 amino acids. Gene Ontology annotation, molecular function: protein binding; ATP binding; protein kinase activity. The transcript is spliced from 2 exons. NCBI's taxonomy places the organism in Eukaryota, Viridiplantae, Streptophyta, Magnoliopsida, Poales, Poaceae.